Talaromyces atroroseus is the source of this 324-nucleotide messenger RNA. RefSeq lists its product as hypothetical. Lineage: Eukaryota; Fungi; Ascomycota; Eurotiomycetes; Eurotiales; Trichocomaceae. Bases 1 to 324 code for a protein of 107 amino acids. The transcript has 3 exons. The record is from RefSeq and is a predicted model, not a curated record.
AUGCGACUUCAAGUCAUCGCUGCAGUGCUUGCCCUGAAUCUGGGCUUGACUCAGGCUAGGGCCAUUCCGAAGCGUACUGGCAACGAUGUCCUCGGCCGUACUGUCCAGGCUUGGGGAGGUGAUCUGAAUGGUAUCGAGGUUGAUGCCACUGAGCAGUCAGAAAAGCGUACUGUCCAGGCUUGGGGUGGUGAUCUGAAUGGUAUCGAGGCUUGGGGUGGUGAUCUGAAUGGUAUCGAGGUUGAUGCCACUGAGCAGCCAGGAAAGCGUACUGUCCAGGCUUGGGGAGGUGAUCUGAAUGGCAUCGAAGUCGAUGCUACCGAGUAG